AAAGGAACAGUGGACCACAGUCGCCCGCGGAUUCCAAGACGGAGUGGAUGAACGGAUCCGAGCCCGAGCCUUGCGUGUGUUUUUCUUGAACGGCAUCUUUCUAUAGCUGCGAAGGAGCUGCUCUGCAAUGAAGCUCCAACUCGUGCAUCUCAUGGCGGUGUUGGUGUGCGGCAGCCAAGCCAUCCUACAGGUUUCUAUUUCCUUGAACAAGGUGGAGUUAAGUGUUGGAGAGUCCAAGUUCUUCAUCUGCACAGUGAUUGGCGAGCCGGUGAGGCUGGAGUGGUACAAUCCUCAAGGAGAGCGCAUCGUGCCCUCCAAGCGCAUGGCGCUGCACACGGAGACAUCGCGAUCCCGCCUUAUCAUCUACAAUGCCAUUGUUGAGGAUGCCGGAAUCUACCGCUGCCAGGCCACUGAAGCCAACGGUCGCACAGCAGAGGCCUCCGUGGUGCUGGAGAUUUACCAAAAGCUGACUUUUCGAGACAUUCAGUCGCCGCAGGAGUUCCGCUAUGGUGACACGGCGGAGGUGGUUUGUGAUGUCAUUAGUUCGCCGGUGCCGGAGGUCGUGUGGUCCUACCAGGGCAGGGAGAUCGUUGAGGAGCAUCCCAGCCGGCUCAAAGUGCUGACAAACAACAACCUGCAGAUCCACCAUGUGACCAAAGCAGACGAGGGCGUGUACCGCUGCGAGGCCAGCGUGGAGGCUCGUGGUGAGAUCGACUUUGUGGAUAUCGCUGUCGUGGUCAACGUCCCUCCAGUUCUGUCCGUUUCCCAACAGUCAUUCAACGCCACCGCCGACUACCAGGAGUCAGUCACCUUUAUGUGCAUCACGUCUGGAUCGCCCGACCCUGUAGUAACAUGGCACAGGAAAGGCCAGCAGCUGGAGCCUUCGGAUCAGUACAUUCUGACUCAACUGGAAGGUGGGCAUAGCAUGCUCACCAUCCGCAACAUCCAUCAGGGUGACGGAGGCUUCUACUACUGCAAGUCCACCAACAAGGCGGGCUCUCAGGAGAGGGAGCUCUUCCUCAAAGUGUUUGUCCAGCCACACAUCACACAGCUGAAGAAUGUGACGGCGGUGGAGGGCAGCGCCGCCAUGAUCUCCUGCAUCGCUGAGGGCGAGCCACUGCCGGACAUCUCCUGGAGACGAGCCAACGAUGGGCGGACCUUUGUGGAUGGUGACAAGAGCCAGGACGGACGCUUAGAGGUGCGCGGUCACCACGGCAAAUCAGUGCUGACAAUCAACAGCGUGGGGCUUGCCGACCUGGGCCGCUUUGACUGCGAGGCACUCAGCAGGAUCGGAGGGCAUCAGAAGAGCAUGUUUCUGGAUAUUGAGUACAUCCCAAAGUUCUUGACCAACCACACUAUCUACUAUUCUUGGGAGGGGAACCCUGUGAACAUCAGCUGUGAUGUGAUGUCCAACCCGCCUGCAACGUUGCUGUGGAGGAGGGAGCACUUCACCAUCUCCGCAGACGGGACCAUCAACAUGCGGGUGCACAACGGCAUGGGCAAGUCUCUACUAGAGGUUACUCCAAUGUCCGACAGGGACUUUGGUCGUUACAACUGCACUGCCCGCAAUAACAUUGGCAUUCGAUACCAGGAAUUCAUUCUGGCCCAGGCAGAUGUGCCAUCCAAUCCGUACUCGGUACGCCUGUCAGCCAUCUCCCAGCGUUUGGCUACCGUCACAUUCAUGAAGCCGGACUCCCAUGGCGGCGUGCCCAUCGGCUAUUACCUGGUCCAGUACAAGGAGGUGGGCCCGCAGGACUGGAAGGAUGCCAGAUCACAUAGUGUGCAGACAACGGUGGUGCUGACCGGCCUGGAGCCCAAUACAACGUACGAGGUUCAAGUGGCAGCCGUCAAUGGGAAGGGUCAGGGCGAGUUCAGUCACAUGGAGACCUUCCAGACUUUACCCAUCAGAGAACCGAGCCCACCGGCAGUCCAUGGGCAGAGAGGACUGGGGAAAGCCUAUAAGCUGGGGCUGAUCAAGCAGGAUGACGGAGGAAUGCCUAUUGUGGAAUACAUAAUCAAAUACAAGACAGACAAAGAGGAGCAAUGGAUGACCAAACUCAUUCCGGGCUCCAAUGACUUAGCGACUCUGCAGCCACUGCAGUGGAACACGCGAUACGAAGUAGAGAUUACAGCCCGCAAUGUGAAGGGCCUGUCAGAGCCCACCUUCUACCAGUUCUUUAUGCCACAAAAGCCUGACAUCACAGAAUCCCUCUUCAACGGCCUGGGCCUCGGGGCUGUGGUGGGCCUUGGCCUCGGGGCACUUCUCCUGCUGCUUGUCCUGGUGGAUAUCAGCUGCUUCUUCCUGCGGCACUGCGGCCUGCUGAUGUGCAUCACACGCACACUGUGCAGCAAAAAUACAGUCACCGGUGGCAAAGGCAAAGAAAUGGAGGAGGGCAAGGCCGCCUACCUGUGCACCUACAACAGCCGCCUGACCACCUUUUCAACCACAGAAACUGCCGCUGAAGGAGGAAAAUGGCAAAGAGUCUCUCAAGCCGGAUACGAUUGAAAUCAAAUUGCAGGGCGACCACAGCAUCCACGCAAAGCCGGAAGACAGCAAAGCAUAAAAGGGGGCUCCCUCUUUUGUGCCCACAAGAAAAUUCGGAUCACGAGACCAAAACCUAGAGAACCUACAGCAAUCGAGCAUAGUGGAGAGAAAUAUGAGUGAGAGGCAUGUGUAAAUAGAAAUACUAGAUUGAAGCGUGGGUGCUGACAUGACAUCAGUGAAAAAUGAUUGUAUAUUUCUUGUUUUGUUGUGUCUGGUUAUGAUUCACAUGAUGCUUUUUUUAAGAGUCCCCCUCACCCUCCAGCGCCAUCCCACAGGGUGUUUCAUACCCAAAGAAACCACAGUUCAGUCAUAACCACCCCCCACCCCCAUCACCUCAGCUGACCUCUCACCGUCACACUUGGGGGCAAUUCUAGCAACACAAGCUCACACUACUAACACGCACAUCCCGGUAUACCGAUGAUGUCAACCUCUUAAUUUGCCUGUCUUAGCCGGGCCAGGCCAGGCGAGGUUAUUAGCUUCAGUAAGGAACGUUAAACCUAUUUUCUACAGAACAGUCCUCAAAAAGGGUAAAGCGUUGUGUGUUGCCAGAGGGGGAAGAAAAAGCAUCUCAAUAGCAUUAAAAAAAAAGGACAAAAAAAAAAAGAAUAUUGUGUCAAGUAGCAUAUGUGCGUUGAGUUUAUUGUUUUAACAAAGUAUUUUAAAAAAGUAUUGACAAUGAGUAUUGCUGCCACUUUUGUCAUCUCGUGUCAUCUCUCAUCAUACAGCUGGAUGUUUUUUUUUUUUUGUUUUUUUCCUUUUUAUGUCGGUCUCCUCCUGGGAGCUUGAACUGUGAAUGUUUUGAUCGAUCAAAGCUUUUUGUUGGAAGAACUGAAAUGCAGGGAACCUCGGAAUGGAGACACAAGUCAACAUUUACUUUGAUGUCUUUGCGCCCUGUGCCUCUGAUGUCUCCUUAAUAUUUUUCCUUUGUCGGUCUGCUCGCUGACAUUGUCAUGUGUUGUACAUAGGUGAGAAAAAAAUAUUUUGCAGAGCUUUUAUGUAAAUACACCACAAAGGAUGUGACUUUUUUUUUUUCAAAAGGCAGAUUCUUAUUUUUGUCAUGUUGUAUUUGGUCCAAAGUUUAGUGCUCGUUCAACUUUGAUUGUCAAGUCAAAUCAGCAGCCGAAAGCAAAUUUCAAUUGAAGAAAGUAAUAACAUCUGUUCCCUCCCGUAGUGUCAGUACACACUUCUGGAUCAUGUUUGUAUUUCUUUGGGAGCUGAAUGUUUUUGCGCUGCUGUGAACUGUGGAAAAUGUACUAAACAAUGACAAGAACAUCAGCACAACUGCACGCUGAUGGGGUGAUUAUUCAUGCUGACAUAUGAGGUGGUGUCACAAAAACAUUCCAAAUCCAAGCUACAAAUUUCCCCUCAAAAAUUUGAAAUGCACCUUCCCAGCCUUGUCUGUUAUUCCUUCAUGCACUCCUGGAAAGAUUCUUCCAGGAUCCUCAGCAGUGCCGUCAUCACAGCCAUCUUGAUGUCGUCCGCAUCCUCAAGCAUCUUGAUGACCCCCUUGAGCUCGAGAACACGGGCGGGGGAGGUUGCAAGGUCAGAAGGAAGAAACUGUCAGAUGCUCAGGGUAUUGUGAGCAGCCGUGUGGUCAGACCGAAGCAGCCAUUAGUUGUCUGGCCUUGAAUAAAGCACAGCAGGAUCUCUUUGUGGACAUGCUGUUGAUCGUCUGGACUACAUUGAAAGAGAAAACUUGUACUUUGGGUUCGGAGAUCGCUUUUGUGACACCAAUCCGAGAGCUUUUCCGACACACCGCAUACAGCUCAAUGCAUUUAUUAUCAACUGUGUUUUGUACGUGCGGAAGCAGAUGAAUAAUCUCCAUGCACUGGGUUGCAUGUCUGUCUAUUGCAUCUGCAUGCCCUUCGGAACGCUCCUAAUUUCAAAACUAAAUUGAACUUAAUCUUUGGCAACUGAUUCUGUUUUGUUGUGUUUUUUUUGUUUGUUUUUCUGCUGUAUUUUUGAGUUGAAGCAUGGUGAGAUGACCAUGACCUCCCAUGAAUGUGACUCGCCGAAUAUUCACUCAUGGACAGUAAUUCACUUUCACAGGCUGCAGCGCUUAAGUGACUGCCAGCACAACAACACUCGCCACCCCGACUAUUUUUUUUUUUUUUUAAUGUCCGAACAUGGUUUCUCACAGAAAGCCAAUGCACCUGAAUCUUAAGGACGGUCCAUGUCGUGGUUCCUCUGCCUAUCACGCUGACUGUAAAUUGCGAGUGAACAGUGCCUAGCUGGUGUUACGAUUUGUACGUGUUCUUUUUGUAUUUGAUGUCGGAAAUUUACUCUUCAUUCCUCCUGUGACCAGUCCACCAUGUCCUCUUCUGUCGAGGGCGGGCAGGGUGUUCAAUGGGUGCGUGUGAUCUCAGUGUACAGUGCGUGUCCUCUUUGUUCCCAAAUCUUUUGCACCCUUUUGGACCUUCCCUGCUGAGUGUGCUUUUGUGCAGGAAGUGGGAAUAUUGAUGUCUCUCUCUAUGUACCUGUGCAACACUUGUGUCAUUUGCAGCUGUGAAUAAACAUGUCCUGGUAGAAGAGA
Molecule: messenger RNA, 5078 nt
Organism: Hippocampus comes (tiger tail seahorse)
Lineage: Eukaryota; Metazoa; Chordata; Actinopteri; Syngnathiformes; Syngnathidae
Gene: ncam2a
Product: neural cell adhesion molecule 2
Exons: 18
Coding region: 128-2506 (792 amino acids)
Biological process (GO): synapse organization; homophilic cell-cell adhesion
Cellular component (GO): plasma membrane; axon; neuronal cell body
Molecular function (GO): protein binding; axon guidance receptor activity
Source: RefSeq, a predicted model, not a curated record